This is a messenger RNA of Rotaria socialis, 354 nucleotides long. The record is from the annotation of a GenBank genome assembly. NCBI's taxonomy places the organism in Eukaryota, Metazoa, Rotifera, Eurotatoria, Philodinida, Philodinidae.
AUGCAACAAGAAGAUUUAAAAUGGAGAUUAGAUUUAAUGUCGCGUGAUAUGACUCGUGUAAGACGUGGUGUUGCUACGGAUCAUGGAGAAAAUCAACAUAACUAUUUUUCAAUGGUUAUUCCACUUCAAGAUCAACGUUGGUCAUUUGUUAAUUGGUUUACAAAUAAACUUUGGAUUGUUGAUCAACAAGGAAGAAAAACAAGAUUAGUUAAAGAAACAAAAAUAAAAAUAUUAGAAAUAUUUGUGUAUCAACUGAUAAUUCUUAUAUGGCUAUUAGAACUGAAAAACCAUCAGCACUUAAUAUAUAUAAACUUGAUUAAUUCUUUUCUUUUUCUUCAUUUCGUUCAAUUAUAA